GGAAAAUUUCGUUUUCCUAAUAUUUGUGAAUGUCUGCUACUUUGCUUCGUUUUAAUUUGGCUUUGAAAGAAAAUAACUGUUUCUGUUGAAAACGAGCUCCAAAGGAUCUGACCCGUGAAGGAAAGCUAGGGUUUCGAUUUUACCCGAAUUUUCUCGUGGAGCGGGAAGUUCACAUCAGAGAUGUUGAUCAGGAGAUUCGCUUUUCUCUUGAAUUUUUAGCUGGAUCGGUCUUAGUUAGGUUGUUUUUAUUUAUUAAAAAAAAUUACUUUUUAAAGCUUCAAGGUUCGAUAAUGGAUGAUGAUUCGUCUAUGGUGGCUGACAACGAUCAGGAUCGGGAGUUUCAGAGCCUUGAUGGAAGCCAAUCUCCUUCCCCUAUGGAGAGAGAGACGCCUCCCCAGAUGAAUGACCAAUCUCCUCCCGAAGGCGGAUCGGUUCCACCGCCUCCGUCUUCGGAUCCUAAUCCGACUAGUUCUCAACCGCAACCUGCUGCUCCUGUUGUGGGACAAGAGCAGCAGCCGCCGCAAGUCGUUGGCCCCAGGUGUGCGCCUACGUAUUCGGUGGUCGAUGCUUUGAUGGAUAAAAAAGAGGAUGGCCCUGGUCCUAGGUGUGGUCACACCUUGACGGCUGUGCCGGCUGUUGGUGAUGAAGGAACGCCUUCUUACAUUGGUCCUCGUCUUGUAUUGUUUGGUGGUGCCACCGCUCUUGAGGGUAAUUCUGGUGGCACCGGAACUCCUACUUCUGCUGGAAGUGCUGGCAUUCGGCUAGCGGGUGCAACUGCCGAUGUUCAUUGUUAUGAUGUACUUUCUAAUAAGUGGAGUAGGCUUACACCCUUUGGAGAACCACCAACCCCGAGGGCCGCACAUGUAGCAACUGCAGUCGGGACCAUGGUAGUUAUUCAGGGUGGAAUCGGUCCUGCUGGUUUAUCGGCUGAAGACCUUCAUGUUCUUGAUCUCACUCAACAACGGCCUCGUUGGCACAGGGUUGUUGUUCAGGGUCCUGGGCCAGGACCGCGUUAUGGACAUGUCAUGGCACUUGUGGGACAAAGGUAUCUCAUGGCAAUUGGUGGAAAUGAUGGAAAACGUCCACUCGCUGAUGUCUGGGCCUUGGAUACUGCCGCCAAGCCUUAUGAAUGGCGUAAGCUGGAACCAGAAGGGGAAGGUCCACCUCCCUGCAUGUAUGCAACUGCAAGUGCGCGUUCUGAUGGUCUUCUUCUCCUCUGUGGUGGAAGGGAUGCAAACAGUGUGCCGCUUGCCAGUGCAUAUGGACUUGCGAAGCAUAGAGAUGGACGUUGGGAAUGGGCAAUAGCCCCUGGUGUGUCACCGUCUUCCAGAUAUCAGCAUGCAGCAGUCUUUGUAAAUGCAAGACUUCAUGUGUCCGGUGGGGCUCUUGGUGGUGGACGCAUGGUUGAAGACUCAUCCAGUGUUGCAGUAUUGGAUACUGCAGCAGGUGUAUGGUGUGAUACGAAAUCAGUUGUUACUACUCCUAGAACUGGCAGGUACAGUGCCGAUGCAGCUGGUGGUGAUGCAUCUGUUGAGCUGACUAGGCGUUGUAGGCAUGCUGCUGCUGCAGUUGGUGAUUUGAUAUUUAUCUACGGUGGUUUACGUGGAGGGGUGUUACUCGAUGACUUAUUGGUUGCUGAAGAUCUUGCUGCUGCGGAAACAACAUAUGCUGCUUCUCAUGCUGCUGCAGCUGCAGCAACAAAUUCGCCACCAGGUCGAUUACCUGGAAGGUAUGGGUUUUCAGAUGAAAGGAACAGGGAGUUAUCUGAAUCAGCCUCUGAUGGCGCUGUUGUGCUGGGAAGUCCUGUUGCACCCCCUGUAAAUGGUGAUAUGCAUACUGAUAUAAGCUCUGAAAAUGCAUUACUUCCAGGAACUCGGAGAACGAAUAAAGGUGUGGAGUAUCUUGUUGAAGCAUCGGCAGCGGAAGCUGAGGCGAUCAGUGCAACAUUGGCUGCUGCCAAGGCACGACAAGUCAAUGGUGAAGUUGAACUCUCAGAUAGGGAUGGUGGUGCAGAGGCUACACCUAGUGGGAAGCCUACUUUUUCACUAAUCAAGCCAGAUUCUAUGGGAUCAAUGAGUGUUAGUCCUGCAGGGAUUCGUCUUCAUCAUAGAGCCGUGGUGGUUGCUGCAGAAACUGGUGGGGCCUUAGGUGGUAUGGUUAGACAGUUAUCCAUUGAUCAAUUUGAAAAUGAGGGACGGCGUGUCAGUUAUGGGACACCAGAAAGUGCAACAGCAGCAAGGAAACUAUUAGAUAGACAAAUGUCAAUCAAUAGUGUUCCAAAGAAGGUUAUAGCUCAUCUUCUGAAGCCUCGUGGGUGGAAGCCUCCUGUUCGACGCCAGUUUUUCCUAGAUUGCAAUGAAAUAGCUGAUCUCUGUGAUAGUGCAGAACGUAUCUUCGCAAGUGAACCAACUGUUUUACAGCUUAAAGCACCUAUAAAAAUAUUUGGUGAUCUGCAUGGACAGUUUGGUGAUCUUAUGCGCCUUUUUGAUGAAUAUGGUUCACCAUCUACAGCUGGAGACAUAUCAUACAUUGAUUACCUCUUCUUAGGGGACUAUGUUGAUCGGGGUCAACACAGUCUAGAAACAAUCUCCCUUCUGCUUGCACUGAAGGUUGAGUAUCAGCAUAACGUACACUUAAUACGGGGAAACCAUGAAGCUGCGGAUAUUAAUGCGCUUUUUGGCUUCCGAAUCGAGUGUAUCGAGCGAAUGGGUGAACGUGAUGGAAUCUGGGUGUGGCACAGAAUAAAUCGUUUAUUCAAUUGGCUACCUCUGGCUGCAUCGAUCGAGAAGAAAAUUAUAUGUAUGCAUGGGGGUAUUGGUCGUUCUAUAAAUCAUGUUGAGCAGAUAGAAAAUAUUCAACGGCCAAUUACAAUGGAAGCUGGCUCCAUUGUGCUCAUGGAUUUAUUAUGGUCGGAUCCGACUGAAAAUGACAGUGUUGAAGGUUUAAGGCCGAAUGCUAGAGGCCCUGGAUUGGUAACUUUUGGGCCUGACCGUGUCAUGGAGUUCUGCAACAACAAUGAUCUUCAGUUGAUUGUACGUGCACAUGAAUGCGUAAUGGAUGGAUUUGAGCGUUUUGCUCAGGGGCAUUUGAUAACACUCUUUUCCGCUACAAACUAUUGUGGUACUGCGAAUAAUGCUGGGGCUAUCUUGGUAUUAGGGAGAGAUCUUGUAGUGGUUCCUAAGCUCAUUCACCCUUUACCUCCAGCACUUUCAUCGCCUGAAACUUCACCAGAAAGACAUAUAGAAGACACAUGGAUGCAGGAGCUGAACGCAAAUAGGCCAGCAACGCCAACCAGAGGACGCCCACAAAAUGCAAACGACCGAGGAGGUUCUCUGGCUUGGAUGUGAGACAGACAGAGAGGCACUCGUGCAUAUACAUCCCACUCCCAAAACACUUGUAACAUCUGCCUCCUGGUGUUCCUCAUGUGUACAGAAAAAGAUGAGCGAUAGAUAAGAAACGAUGAGGUUUGGAGAUAUCAGGGGGGUGUGUAAAUUGAGAUGUUGAAAGGUUAGAGAAGUCAGUUUUGGUGGUGGUUAGUAGUGAUUUGUAGAGUUUAUUUGUUCGGGCUUUAGUGUCCUCUCUUUCAUUUCUAUUCAGUCUGCUGCUUUUUUCUACAAUAUCUUUCUUUUUCCUCUUCAAAUUAUCUUUUCGUUUUUGUUUGUGGUAUAGUUUCUUGGAGAGUGGAUACGAGUUGUUAGAAUGGUAAUGGUUGAUUAGUUGGAGGAUGGUCUAUCGUCUCUUUUAAUUCUGUAUCAUAGAGACGUUGGGGGCUUUUGUGUAUUUAAAUUAUUUAAUCCGUUCAUACUUUGUAACAUUUGUGUUGAUAUCAUGAUACGAAAAUUUUUCCUGGCUC
This is a messenger RNA of Capsella rubella, 3853 nucleotides long. Its product is annotated as serine/threonine-protein phosphatase BSL2. The record is from RefSeq and is a predicted model, not a curated record. Gene Ontology annotation, molecular function: phosphoprotein phosphatase activity; protein binding. The coding region runs from base 291 to 3347 and encodes 1018 amino acids. Gene Ontology annotation, biological process: brassinosteroid mediated signaling pathway. Lineage: Eukaryota; Viridiplantae; Streptophyta; Magnoliopsida; Brassicales; Brassicaceae. The transcript has 21 exons.